AUGUCCUCCAGUGGUUUCUUCUCCUACAAAAUGAAGAAGAGGCACAUGUUUCUACAUCUGAACGGCGGAUGUUUUGGGAAGGCGUCACGCCAUGUUUUUCCCCACAGCUUGAAAAAACAGCCGCUGCUGCUGCUGGCGCUGCCCGCCUGCCUGGCGCGGCCCGUCUACACCAACCACUGGGCCGUGCGGGUGCCGGGCGGCCCGGGCGAGGCGGCGAGGCUGGCGGCCGCCUACGGCUACGGCAACCUGGGCCAGAUUGGGAGCUUGGAGAAUUAUUACCACUUUCACCACAGCAAGACGUUCAAGCGGUCGACGGUCGGCAGCAGAGGCCCACACACCUUCCUCCGGAUGGAUCCCAAGGUGAAAUGGAUACAACAGCAGGAAGUGAAGAGACGAGUUAAGAGGCACGUGCGAAGUGACCCACAUCUCCCAGACUUCGAUGACCCCAUGUGGCCAAGUAUGUGGUACUUGCACUGCGGGGACAAGAGCAGUCGCUGCAGGUCAGAUAUGAACAUCCUAGGAGCCUGGCAAAGAGGCUACACCGGUAAGAAUGUCGUAGUGACCAUCCUGGAUGAUGGCAUUGAGAAAAAUCACCCGGAUCUUGUACAAAACUACGAUCCUCUGGCAAGUUACGACGUCAACGGGAAUGACAACGACCCAAGCCCACGCUAUGAGGCCAGCAAUGAGAACAAGCAUGGCACCCGCUGCGCGGGAGAAGUCGCAGCUUCCGCAAACAACUCCCAUUGCAUCGUGGGCAUAGCGUACAACGCAAAGAUUGGAGGCAUUCGUAUGUUAGAUGGAGAUGUAACAGAUGUUGUUGAAGCGAAGUCGCUUGGCAUCAGACCCGAUCACAUUGACAUUUACAGCGCGAGCUGGGGGCCAGAUGAUGAUGGGAAGACAGUUGAUGGACCCGGUCCGUUGGCCAGACAGGCUUUUGAGCAUGGCAUUAAAAAGGGCCGUAAAGGACUGGGCUCCAUUUUCAUCUGGGCAUCAGGAAACGGUGGCAGAGAAGGAGAUUACUGCUCGUGCGAUGGUUACACUAACAGCAUCUACACCAUCUCCAUCAGCAGCACAACUGAGAAUGGUCAAAAGCCCUGGUACCUGGAGGAAUGCGCUUCAACCCUGGCUACCACCUACAGUAGUGGAGCUUUCUACGAUCGGAAAAUUGUUACCACGGACUUAAGGCACCGCUGCACAGAUGGCCACACGGGAACCUCCGUCUCUGCACCCAUGGUCGCAGGCAUCAUCGCCUUGGCCUUAGAAGCAAACCCUUUACUGACCUGGAGAGAUGUUCAGCAUCUGAUUGUUCGAACGUCCCGGCCGGUACAUCUGAAAGCACUUGACUGGAAAACAAAUGGAGCAGGACACAAAGUUAGCCAUCUAUAUGGAUUCGGCCUGGUUAAUGCAGAAGCGAUUGUAUUAGAAGCAAAGAAAUGGAAAGCAGUACCUCCCCAGCAUCUCUGCAUUGGCAGCUCAGAUAGAAAAACCAAGUACAUCCGCCCCAACCAGCCAGUGCGCGCCACCACGCUGACCAGUGCCUGCGCCGACCACCCUGACCAGCGCGUGAUGUACCUGGAGCACGUUGUUGUGAGAAUCAGCAUCUCCCACCCUCGCCGUGGGGACCUGCAGAUCAAUCUCAUUUCUCCCUCAGGGACCAGGUCUCAGCUCCUGGCACCAAGAGCGUUCGAUAAUUCUAACGAAGGAUUUAGACACUGGGAGUUCAUGACUGUCCACUGCUGGGGGGAGAGAGCCGAGGGGGAAUGGACUAUGGAGGUCCGCGACAUGCCGUCGCAAGUGCGCCACCCUGCUCAUCAAGGGAAGUUAAAGGAAUGGACCCUCUUUUUGUAUGGCACGGCUGAGCACCCGUACAACACCUUUGGCUCCCAUCACUCCCGAUCAAGGACGAUGAAAAUGUCCAACUCGGAAAUGGAGUCCUCCAAAGUGUCGUUCUUCCAGAGUCAGGUGGAGGUGGUGGAGGAAGAAGAAGAAUACGCAGGUCCAUGUCAUCCUGAAUGUGGCGACCAAGGAUGCGAUGGUCCUAAGGCAGAUCAGUGCUUGAACUGCAUCCAUUACAGCCUAGGAAGUGCUAAAACUGGCAGGAUGUGUGUGAACUCUUGCCCUUCAGGGUUUUUUGGGGACGACACAGGAAGAAGGUGCCGGAGGUGCUUCAAAGGGUGUGAAAACUGCAUGGGCAGGGGCCAGACUCAGUGCACGACUUGCAGGCGUGGCUAUUACCACCAUCAGGAAACGAACACGUGUGCGAUGCUAUGUCCAGCUGGGUUUUACUCAGAGGAACGUCAGAAGCGCUGUCUCAAAUGUCAUCAAAGCUGCAGAAAAUGCAUUGGCCACCCCGAUAAAUGUACUGCGUGCAAGGAUGGAUUCAGCCUGUCAGGAGACAGCUGCGUCCCAGAAUGCCAGCCCGGCAUGUACCUCAGCAGAGAGGCCAGGAAGUGCGAGGGGUGCCAGGCCAGCUGCCAGACAUGUGCAGAGCCAGGCAAAGAGGAAUGCGUGCCAUGUGCCAAAGACUUACCCUUGCACGAGUGGCAAUGUGUCCCUGCCUGCCGGGAGGGGUUUUACCCUGAAGAGAUGAACGGCAUCCCUCAGAAACUCUGCAAAAGGUGUGACAGCAGCUGCUCAGUCUGUGAAGGUUCGGUGGGGAACUGUGUCAAGUGUAAGGAAGGUUUCAGCCUGCUCCGGGGUUCAUGCGUGACCAAUGAAACCUGCAUCAAUGCUGACAAGAAUUUCUGCGAGGUGGGGAAAUCCAGCAAGCUCUGUGAGAAGAAGCUGUUUGUACUGUUUUGCUGUCAGACGUGUCUCAUGGCUGGAUAGAGCUCAGCAUCUGCCUCCAGGAGCUCCUCCGUCCUGCAAGUCCAAUUUUGCCAAACCUUGAGGACUAAAGUUUAUUUUUACAGCUUGGGCAGAGUUUACAGGGUACCGUCCAGCAUCUGCUCCUGAGUUUGACAGCUUUAAUAUCACUGUCCAUUGGUUUCUAUAGCAAUAUGUGUAGUAGCAUCUGGUCUGGGUAAGAUCAUGUUCUUAAUCAUUAAGUCUUAAAAGAUACUAAACAAAUGGUGAUAUUAAUACUCUCAAAUACUUCUUGUGAAUGGGGACUGAUGUGGGAUCCAGAUGCCGAGGCCUGCUUCUUAGCACAAGUGCGUCUGAUUCAGCCUUUCAGAGUGUAUGGCAGGAGCUCACAGCUCAAAGGACACAGGUUUCUGUAGCUCAGAGAAGGAGAAGCCAUUUUUGGUUCAGUACUUUUAUGCUAGCUAGCACCUGAUAUAAGUCCUCAUUGCAAUAUUUUUAUGCUCUGUACAGAUAUAAAGUGAUGAAUUGGGUAAUCUGCUAGAUCAAAGCUCUAAAGCAAACUUAUUUGAGCUA
Messenger RNA from Gavialis gangeticus (Gharial), 3378 nucleotides. RefSeq names its product proprotein convertase subtilisin/kexin type 6 (gene PCSK6). The coding region runs from base 1 to 2829 and encodes 942 amino acids. Lineage: Eukaryota; Metazoa; Chordata; Crocodylia; Gavialidae. Gene Ontology annotation, biological process: peptide hormone processing. The record is from RefSeq and is a predicted model, not a curated record. Gene Ontology annotation, cellular component: membrane; cell surface. The transcript is spliced from 22 exons. Gene Ontology annotation, molecular function: serine-type endopeptidase activity.